Rotaria sordida is the source of this 318-nucleotide messenger RNA. The record is from the annotation of a GenBank genome assembly. Lineage: Eukaryota; Metazoa; Rotifera; Eurotatoria; Philodinida; Philodinidae.
AUGAGCAGUUCUGUUGUUCGCCGACAAAAAUUUCAAAAAGCACCACCUCAACCAAUAGAUCGACAUUUGGCUGAGAUCGAUGGAUCUGAUGGUACGAUUUAUAUUAAUGCCGGUAUCGAUUCAACCUGUUGUAAAAAACGUGGAAGAAUGAUACAUACACUUACCAAUGGUAUCGUGGUAUCAUCUCAAACUCAAAUGACAACAACAAGAUCAAUAUGUGGAUCUGGCGAUGAUUUAUUAUUGGAAUUAACUAAUGAUAGUUUGAAUGAUGAUCAACUUGAUUCGAUCAAUAGUCAAUGUUCUCAUUGUGGAAAAUAA